CCUGGUACUCUAGUAAGGAUAAUUGUGUGGGGGAAUGUUCGACGAAAGUCCAGAAUGUACGCAGCCAGUUGAUAGUCAACUUGAAAGCUCUGAGGGUAGCGCAGAAGCCAGACUAGGCGCUGCUUCCCUUUGGGCUCGGCUUACCCCCUUCUACACCUCGACGGACGGCUUGAAGACUUACGAUCUCGUCUCUCGUGCCUGCUUGAAAUCUGAAAUUCCUGAAGACUCGGAGAUUGACAUUUACACUAUUGGUCGAAAUAAAAAAUGUGAUGUUGUGAUUGACGACUCCAGAGUUAGUGGGUAUCAUUGUCGAAUCUUUCGGGCGUGGGAAAAUAGACCUGGGCUAACUAGCCAACUCCUACCUUACAUUGAAGACUUGAGCUCAAAUGGGACGUUCGUAAACAAAAUCAAACUAAAACGUCAGGAAAGACGGCUCCUCAGUAGCGGUGAUGAAUUAACCUUCUUGUCUCCUAAAAUACAAGAAUCUCGCUUUACAGCACAUGUGUUUGUCAAUGUAUCUCAUUCAAAUACUACUAUGGCGCCACAGCAUGGUCCCACCUGCCGGUCGCUUACUCUGGCUGCAGCAGCGCCAGACAGGCACCUCGAGGCAGACUAUCAGCUAUGUGAAGAGUUGGGCAGUGGCACCAUAGGGAAGGUUUAUCGCGCUGUCAAUCGCGUCACAGGUCAGGCUUUUGCGGCAAAGAUAAUUCCAACCCGUAAGUUUGCUUUCCAGCGUACUUUUUCGUUCUCAGACUUGCUUCAAGAAGCACGUAUGCUUCGGAAUCUAUCACAUCCAGCUAUUGUAUCUGUUCAUGACGCUUACAAGGAUGUCGACUCCUUUGCUAUUGUGAUGCAACUCGUAGAAGGGGGGGAUUUGUUUGAUCGAGUGGUGAAGCGUGGUCACUAUCCAGAGUCUGAUGCCCGCGACACGAUGGUUCAUUUGCUAUCUGCAUUGGCUUAUCUGCAUGCACGCGGGAUUGCGCAUCGGGACGUCAAACCAGAGAACAUAUUGCUCCGCACAAAGUUCUCUGAUGUAGAUGUUCUCUUAACUGACUUUGGCCUAGCUAAGGGUGCUGCAGUUUUGGAGCUGCGUAGUUUAUCGUUCACCUCAAUUGUGCUAAUCCAUUCGCAUUCUUUCAGGUUGGCUCGCAUGGCUGUCGAACAUUUUGCGGAACGCCACAGUACGCCAUGACUGUAAUUAAGAUUCGCGUCACAGUGCAAAUUAGGUAUUUGGCCCCCGAAGUGAUGGAGCGUCAGGGGAGGGGCACCACAGCCCGGGGGGGUGGCUAUGACGGUGCAGCUGCAGACAUGUGGAGUGUGGGCAUCGUUCUUUUUGUUUUGCUAUCAGGAACACAGCCUGCAAACUCAAAUUUCGAGCACAAGCGAUCAGUUUGUAGCUUUGAUGAUAACGAAGUGUGGCACGGUAUCAGUUUAGAAGCCAAGGGAGUCAUAUUGAAACUGACAUCUAUUGAUGCCCUGAGACGCCCCUCUGCGGGCUCAUGCUUGGCUAUGUCUUGGCUUUCACAAGCGCAUGGUGUGGACUGUGCAUCACCUGAACUCAAACGAUGUAAGCAGAGCACAGCCCCCUCUUAAGCAUUUUGGACUUGCAUCAAUAACCAUCAUUUCCUGCCAAUCAAUCAUUCAUGCUAUAGUGUGCACGGCGUUUCAAUCAGCCACUCAUCCCUACGAAGCUUCUACUGCACAAAACACAAGAAUAGCAAGCAACACUUUCUUUCUCUGGGGGAAAUAAGGUAAAUAUUGCCAGUGCGUUCAAGUUGGCAUCGUGAGAACCACCCAUUGGCUGAAGCUAGCCUGAAUGAUUAGCCUGGGGGCAGAAUGUAGGCAAGGCUAGGAAAGAAGUCGGCCAAGGGCAGGUCACUCCGAUAGUGCGACUACCUCCGGGUCUCCAAGCACGGGCACACUCCGGCUAUCCCGCUGUGGCCCGCCGAGACUCAGGCCCCUAUGAGCAAACUCGACCUGCAACUCCCGCCCAGGGGCCGGACUAAUAGCGUAGCCGCUUUUUGCCCAAGUAAAAAAAACUGACUUAAAAGAGGCCCAGUGGCAGGGCCUGGGCACAGCACGGGGGCCGGGGGGCGGUCUCCUAAUUUGAGAUUCGAG
Molecule: messenger RNA, 2118 nt
Organism: Pelagomonas calceolata
Lineage: Eukaryota; Pelagophyceae; Pelagomonadales; Pelagomonadaceae
Source: the annotation of a GenBank genome assembly